Daphnia magna is the source of this 1310-nucleotide messenger RNA. RefSeq lists its product as uncharacterized. NCBI's taxonomy places the organism in Eukaryota, Metazoa, Arthropoda, Branchiopoda, Diplostraca, Daphniidae. The transcript is spliced from 5 exons. The record is from RefSeq and is a predicted model, not a curated record. The coding region runs from base 123 to 947 and encodes 274 amino acids.
CUAUCAGUAUCCCUGAAAUUUUGGCGGAUGGAGGAGGCUUAGAUGUGUUGGAACGAUAUCAAAAUUCCCAACCAUCGCCGAGUCUCUCUGACAUAGACCGACUAGAAAUUGUUAGAAUACUGAUGGCCGACUUGACUAAAAAAUGUGGAAACAUGUAUCCCUCAUCGGAUAUUAAAGAUGCCACAGCUAAGGCUCUCGUAGAAUUUUUCCCUUGCCUUGCACUGAUCAGGCCUGGAGUGUCUUCUCACUGCCACUUUUAUAACAACAAAACUGGAGGUUUCUUUGACAAUCGACUAAAAACAAUGCGAAAGAGUAUGUCGCCGUCAAAAAGAAAACGAAAACCAAGCAAGAGCCAGAAAAAUACGAGAGCCGUGAACAGCAACCAGCAGCGAAAUUUACUCGUGGAGGAAGAUACUCUUAUCAAGAUUCGCUGGCUCCAAACGCAUCCCGCAAUCCCGCAAAACAGAGGAACGAUAACACAGUAUAUGUCGGACACGUUUGCUGCACGUCAGGCUAUGAUCGAAAGCGAAUUGACAACUUUUACUCUUAUUGUGGAGAAAUUCCCCCGUUUUGUUGACUUCAACAACGGAGCUCUGAUAUUCACCGAUUUUGCAACCACUUAUCCAAUGGUACAAAGCUUCGAAGAAAACUUCGUCGUGAAACUAGGAAACAAAAUUGAACGUUUAGCAAGACGUGACAAAGUUGAGCUCCCAGUUGAAACUUCAGAUCGUUGCCUCAAUUUGCUGAUGAUGGCCUUCCUUCUUUUCCCCGCAAUAAAAAAAAUAAAGCGAGAAUCCCUUACAAAGCUGAUGGGCAGAUUUCUUUAUUUUGAAAAGAACAAUUUUGACGUGGAAGAAUUUGCUAAGUUCCGUGAGGAACGCUUAUCGCAGCCAUUUUUGCUAUGUCUGUUGUCCAGGUCCGAUGACGUUCCGUUGUCAUUUUUUUAAAUGAUUGAUUUCACUUACAUCCCUUGCGGACACGAUUGUGCGUCUGCAUUUAAAGCAUUGUUUGCUUCAUAUUUCGUGUUCAAAUCCAAAUAUCCUCAAUUCCUUGGUCCCUUUUUCAAGUUUUUUGAAGAGGCUGUUUUUUCCAUUCACCCGUCCAUUACCCUAACUGUAGCCUCUUUUAUUGCUUCCCUUGACUCUGCCCCGAAUGAAUUUGUUUUUGAAACUAGCUGUUAAAUGUCUUUUUUUUGUUAUGCAGCAUGUUUUCAUUGAAGUUUUUCCCCUUACUAACAAACCCUUUCUUUACCUCUCUCCUGAUUUCUGUGUGACAAUGGAAGCAUGCUGCAGAUAUUUUUUUUUCAUUGU